GCUGUCAUUUUCUACCAAGCCCACUGUACUUGCUUCACGCGAGGAAAGUGAUACAACUAUUAAUGUGAUGAAAUGGAAGACAGUAUCAACCAUUUUUCUAGUUGUGGUUUUGUAUUUAAUUAUUGGAGCUACUGUAUUCAAAGCCCUGGAGCAGCCACAUGAAACCAGCCAGAGAACAACUAUUGUGAUCCAGAAGCAAAUGUUUGUGUCACAGCAUGCCUGUGUGAAUGACACCGAACUAGAAGAUCUAAUUCAGCAAGUUGUGGCAGCAAUAAAUGCAGGAGUCAAUCCUAAAGGAAAUAUGCCAAAUCAAGUCAGUCACUGGGAUUUGGGAAGUUCAUUCUUCUUUGCGGGGACUGUUAUUACCACCAUAGGAUUUGGGAACAUCUCACCACGUACAGAAGGUGGAAAAAUAUUCUGUAUCAUCUAUGCCUUACUGGGAAUCCCUCUCUUUGGUUUUCUGUUGGCCGGAGUUGGAGAUCAACUAGGGACCAUAUUUGGGAAAGGAAUCGCCAGAGUAGAAGACACAUUUGUUAAAUGGAAUGUGAGUCAGACAAAGAUCCGCAUAAUAUCAACAAUAAUAUUCAUACUGUUUGGCUGCGUUCUGUUUGUUGCUCUUCCGGCAGUCAUUUUCAAGCACAUAGAAGGCUGGAAUACAUUAGACGCAAUAUAUUUUGUAGUUAUCACCUUAACAACAAUUGGAUUUGGUGAUUAUGUUGCAGGGGGAUCAGAUAUUGAAUAUUUUGACUUUUACAAACCAGUUGUGUGGUUCUGGAUUCUGGUGGGUCUUGCAUAUUUUGCUGCUGUCUUGAGCAUGAUUGGUGAUUGGCUAAGAGUUAUAUCUAAAAAGACCAAGGAAGAGGUGGGCGAGUUCAGAGCUCAUGCAGCCGAGUGGACAGCCAAUGUUACCGCAGAGUUCAAAGAAACCCGGAGGCGCCUGAGUGUUGAGAUCUAUGACAAAUUCCAGCGGGCUACCUCCAUCAAAAGAAAGCUCUCUGCAGAAAUGGCAGUGAAUCACAGCCAAGACCUGACCCCUUGCAAAAGAACCUUGUCUGUCAACCACCUCACCAGCGAGAAAGAUCUCUUGCCUGCCAUCACAAAGACAGAUAGCAUUUAUAUGAAUGGCUUGACUCCUCACUGUGCAGCGGAAGAAAUUGCUGUGAUUGAGAACAUUAAGUAGAAUGACUUUGAAGCCUGAUCUUUUAAUAAGAAGCCACCUAUGGUUUAGACUUACCUUGUAGGUCCGAUUAUUUUCCCUCUGUCCAUAACCGAUGCCAAUAGCAUUUUUUAAAAAUCAUAUGCAUGAGUUCCAACAGAAAUCUACCCACAAUAUGGAGUCAUCAUUAUAUUUCUUGAAAGACACAAGAUGAAUGGCACUUUGGUCAUUGACAAAUGCUGGACUAAGCAAUGUUCAAUGCCUUUUUUUAAAAAAAGUAUAUAUUGGUGCCCAGACUGGUUUUUUGUUUUUCUUCAUCUCUCCUGUUGCGCCGUAAGGCGUUGAGAAUGAAUAAUGUUGGUUUAGGUUAACAAUGUAGCUUUGAGAGAUCAGUCCUUAAACUUUUCAGGGUCUACCAUGCCAAGCCUAAGAAAGGACCAUACAUGGACUACAAUCUAUAUGUAAAUGGCAAGAAAAUCUU
Ahaetulla prasina is the source of this 1637-nucleotide messenger RNA. RefSeq names its product potassium two pore domain channel subfamily K member 2 (gene KCNK2). The record is from RefSeq and is a predicted model, not a curated record. Lineage: Eukaryota; Metazoa; Chordata; Lepidosauria; Squamata; Colubridae. Bases 68 to 1180 code for a protein of 370 amino acids. Gene Ontology annotation, cellular component: membrane. Gene Ontology annotation, molecular function: potassium ion leak channel activity; outward rectifier potassium channel activity. The transcript is spliced from 6 exons. Gene Ontology annotation, biological process: potassium ion transmembrane transport; stabilization of membrane potential.